UGGGCACAGUGGCUUUAAGUUAAGUGUCCUUCUGCCUGUUCCCUCACUGAUAGAUGAGGCAGUCUUAGAGUCAGCCAUGGGGAGCAAACAGCAGAGAAACCUGCACCCUUUGCUCAUCGUCUCUUUUCUCUUAACCUCAUCUUCACCUGCUGCAGACGGUCAGAUCAGAUUGGCUGGCUCUGGGUCCAAUCACUGCUCUGGAAGAGUUGAGAUCUACCACAACAGUACCUGGGGAACAGUGUGUGAUGAUAGCUGGGAUCUAGACGAUGCUCAGGUCGUCUGCAAACAGUUGGGCUGUGGUUCAGCACUGAGGGUCCCUCACUAUGGUCAGGGGACCGGACAAAUCUGGCUGGAUGAUGUCGGCUGUUCAGGAAGUGAAAGUUCUGUGACUGAGUGUACCCAUCCAGGAUUUGGGACUCAUAACUGUGGACACGGUGAGGACGCUGGUGUGUUCUGUUCAGAUGCUGAGGUCAGAUUGGCUGGCUCUGGGUCCAAUCGCUGCUCUGGAAGAGUUGAGAUCUUCCACAACAGUACCUGGGGAACAGUGUGUGAUGAUAGCUGGGAUCUAAACGAUGCUCAGGUCGUCUGCAGACAGUUGGGCUGUGGUUCAGCGCUGAGGGCCCCUCACUCAGCCCACUAUGGUGAGGGGACCGGACCAAUCUGGCUUGAUGAUGUCGGCUGUUCAGGAAGUGAAAGUUCUGUGACUGAGUGUACCCAUCCAGGAUUUGGGACUCAUAACUGUGGACACUCUGAGGACGCCGGUGUGGUCUGUUCAGAUCAGGUCAGAUUGGCUGGCUCUGGGUCCAAUAACUGCUCUGGGAGAGUUGAGAUCUUCCACAACAGUACCUGGGGAACAGUGUGUGAUGAUAACUGGGGUCUAGACGAUGCUCAGGUCGUCUGCAGACAGUUGGGCUGUGGUUUUGCGCUGAGGGCCCCUCACUCAGCCCACUAUGGUGAGGGGACCGGACCAAUCUGGCUUGAUGAUGUCGGCUGUUCAGGAAGUGAAAGUUCUGUGACUGAUUGUACCCAUCGAGGAUUUGGGACUCAUAACUGUGGACACGGUGAGGACGCUGGUGUGGUCUGUUCAGAGAGACUCCCAAAGCCCAGCCUGUCCAUGUAUCCUAAGGUCAUCUGGGGUCAGAGCGUCAGCAUCACCUGUUCUUCAUCAACUUUACCUCAACCGCUGUUUUCUAAGACAACGUUCAUCUUGGAAAAGACUUCCAGUUCCUUCAGAGAGUCCAGAACUCCAGGUAGCAGCUCUGCUUCCUUCAGCAUUCAGGAAGUGAACCUGGACCAUGAGGGAUGGUACCGGUGUCAGUAUCAGAUACGAGGCUCAGGCUCUCCCUUCAGUGACUCCGUCAGACUCUCUGUUUCUGUGCCGCUGCAGCAGCCCAACCUCUCUCUGACGUCGCCCAGCGGGGGGUUGUUCUGGAGCCCUGAAGGUGCAGAGGUCACCAGAGGUCACAGCUUCCUCCUCACCUGCUCCAUUGCUCCUCAGUAUCCUGGAGGAUUCUUCUCCCUCCUCUUCUCUGGGUCCCGCCUUAACGUCCGCAGGCCGGCAGUGAACCACUCGGCCUCCUUUAGCUUCCCUGCAGCCGGACCUGAGCAGCAGGGAAACUACAGCUGUCUGUACGAGGUCACCCUGUCCUCCAGGACCUUCACCUCCACACAGGAAGCACCCAUCACUGUCAUCAUCACAUUUCCUGUGAUGGUGCUGGUCUCCUCACUUUGUGGGGGGGGUCUCCUGCUGGUCCUGCUGGUGCUGGGGGGGGUCUUCUUCUUCUUCCUGAUCCGCAGGAGGAGACCCGGAGACCUCAACCAAACUCCAAUGUCGGUCACAGCCAUCAAUGAAUACAAUGAAGAGGAAGAUGAGGAAGAGGAGAACGUCUAUGUGAACGUGGAUGACUUGGUCGCGCAGAAGAAACAGAAGUCAGGACGAGGAGAGGAAGAGGACAUCGAUGUCUACGAGCAGCAAGAGAGCUGCGCUAACUUCAGAGAGGGCAAAGAGGACGGAGAGGAAAGAGAAUCCAGUGACGAUGAGGAUGAUUACGUUAACGUAGUCCUUAGUGAGCAAGUCGUUAGUGGAGACCAUGAGGAUGAGGAUGAGGAUGAGGAUGAGGAUGAGGAUGAGGAUGUGUAUCAGAACUUCUGAGGAGUCCAACAGAGUCUCAGUAAACACAGGGUUUAUGAUAGAGAAGAUGAAGCCUCAGGAGAAGAGAGUAGUUGUCAUUAUCAUGAUUAUAUUAUUUCAUACACCUUAUUAAACUGCACUGCUGUUUAUCAAAGUUGUAGCAUUGAGAUUACAAGGCAGGAACCAAUAUCACAUUUUGUUGUUUUAAAUCUAAUCUGUCCUCCAAUUUAGCUGUGACCAAAGUAGGGCGUACCUGUUUGACCAAUGAAGGAACAAUACUAUCAUUAUAACCCAGUUGAAUGGUUCAAGAUUCAAAGGCUUUGCUGUCAUGUGCACAGCAGCUACAGUGAAGGGUUAACAAUGACAAGCUUCAGUCCAGAAGUCCUCCAACGAUGCAACCAAGUUAUACAAGACAUACAAUAAUAAAACACAAAUAAAAAUAGUGCAAGAAUUGUGUUGCAGUCAAGUGUGCAAGUAGUUCAGAUGAAGUAAGCUAUAUAACUGUCAGGACAAUAAAUAAAUACAAUAAGCCAAAUAGUGUAGAGAGUGUAUGACGUGACCAAAUCUGUGAUUGGGUAUUUAUGCUACUAAGCUAGGCUAGUUUGCUUUUAGCAUUCGUUUAUUUGGUGUUCAUUUAUCCGCCAUUAUGUUCCGAAUCUGAAUUUUCUGCAUUUCUACUCAGGUUUCUAAAUGUGUACAGAUCAGUUGGAGAGAAAGAUAGAAAGUGGAAUCAGAGAUGCUAAUAACCAGGGAUGUGCGGUGAGGUUCAUGGCUGGUGAGGCACUGACUCUUUCAGAGCCAGGUUUACAAAUAUUAUAUUUUGACCUUAA
Trematomus bernacchii (emerald rockcod) is the source of this 2961-nucleotide messenger RNA. RefSeq names its product deleted in malignant brain tumors 1 protein-like. Gene Ontology annotation, cellular component: membrane. NCBI's taxonomy places the organism in Eukaryota, Metazoa, Chordata, Actinopteri, Perciformes, Nototheniidae. The transcript is spliced from 9 exons. The record is from RefSeq and is a predicted model, not a curated record. Bases 77 to 2152 code for a protein of 691 amino acids.